CGUAUUUGAAAGAAACGGACUUGCCGCCCCCAAAUGCGAGCAUGAAUGAGCGGGCCGCGGACAGGGAAACAACAGAGAACUAGUGUCGAAUGAACUCCGAAAAGCAGUUUCGUAAAUUUUCCGCACAAAAAUAUCCAAAUUGAAAUCAAACUACUGAAAACAUACUAUAUGUAUUUACAUACAAAAUCAAUAGCCGCCUCAAUCUGGGGAAUUGGAAAGCUGGAAAAUGGAAACACCAGAGAUAGUGCCGAAUUUUCUUUGAUAUUUCCCACAAAAAUAUCCAGAAUCCCUACAUGCCGGUAUCGUUCGGGAUAGUGCCUCUGCCCGCGUAUAAAGAACAAACUCAGAACAGGUCUGAAGGAGCGUGGAAUCCAUAUCUGUAGUAUAUUAGUUGUAUUUUUUUCACGUGAUCCCUCGCGAGUGUGUAAACAUUGCCAAAUCGUUGCCAUGAAGCCCGUUUAACCCAGACCCUGAGAUCCUGAAAUCCUCUUCUGUCCGGGUGACAGCCCCCAUACGAUAUUCCUAACCCUACCCCCGCACCACGAUAACCAAGAACAAAUGUUGGCUCGUGCAACGGCACUGGGCCUGAUCCUGCAGAGCAUCUGGCUAGGAAUCGGUGGAAGCUCCAGCCUCGAUGGACACGGCCAAGUGGCGGGCCACCACCACCACCACUCGAGUGGAUUACAAUGUCAGCGAAUAGCGGUGUCGGCCUGCCAAGGCCUCGGCUACAAUAUGACCGCACUGCCCAAUCUGGCUGGUCACACCAAUCAGCUGGAGGCUGAGCUACAGAUUGCCAAGCUGCUGCCUUUGAUCGAGUCGGGCUGCUCGAGGCGGGCGCGGUUUCUGCUCUGCUCGGCGCUGUUUCCGCUCUGCACGCCGGAUGUGCCACGGCCCGUGACCGCCUGCAAGUCCCUCUGCGAGACGGUGAAGGGGGAGUGCGCCGCCAAUGCCGGUCCGGAGCUGAUGCAGCUGUGGCCCCCCUUCCUCAGCUGCGAGAGUCUGCCGCAGCCGGAGAAGCACGAGCUGUGCAUGCAGAUACCCCAGGAGGGUGUCCAUGCGGCGCCAACGGCCAGUGCGGCCGCAUCGGAGACUGCCCCCGCCCAGGAGCCCCCCUUGCAGCAGCAACAGCAGCCACAGCAGCAGUUGCAGCAUCCGCAGCAGCAGCAGCAGCAACAGCAGCACAUGUCCCGCUUUUGGAUGUCCUGGAAGACGGGUGGGCCCCUGGGAGGCGGGAACGGCGGUGGAGGAGGUGGCGGCGGCGGCAGCCUGGCCGGUAUCAUCUGUCCGCAGAACUUCAGCGGAAGCCACCUGAAUCCGGAGGAGUGCCUGCCCCAGUGCCAGCGGGACGCCUACCACACCACACAGCAGAAGAAGCUAACGGAGAGCCUGAUCCUGGGCCUGUCCGCCGUGUGCUUUGUGCUCACGCUGUUCGCGCUGGUCACCUUCUGGGCGGAGCCGACGCGGUUCGGGUACCCGGAGCGCCCCGUGCUCUUCCUCUGCCUGUGCUACAACCUGUUCAGCGUGUGCUACCUGGAGCGGAUCGUGUUCCACAACCAGGCGCGGAGUCUGGCCCAGCUUCAGGAGCCGCAGGGGCUGCGGCUGCGUCCCGCCUGCCAGCUGACGCCGCCCUGCCUGGCCUCGUACAUCACCACCUCGUACCUGAGCCUGUGCGCCGCCAGCUGGUGGCUGAUCUUCGCCCUCUGCUUCUACCUCUCGUCGCACAAGAAGUGGUCCAGCGAGGCGCUGGAGAAGCGUUCCGGCCUCUUCCAUGUGCUGGCCUGGGUGCCGCCCCUGGUGCCGCCGAUCGCGGCCCUGCUCCUGGAGCGUGUCCGACCCAGCGAGCUGACGGGCAUGUGCUCGGCCCCCGGAUUCGUGGAGCUGCCCGCCCUGGUGCUGCUCCUCCUGGGGCUGUACUUUACGCUGCGCGCCUCCCGCUCCCUGCACUCGCUGCAGCAGCAGCUGCAGCCCACGCUGGCCCACCACCGCUUCGGCCAGAUCCGGAAGCGGUUCGUCAUCUUUUCGCUGCUCUUCUUCGUCCCGACGGCGGCGGGCGUGGUGGCCGCCCUCUGCGAGCGCUUCGGCGAUCCCGUUCCCAGCUGUUCGACGCUCGAGGACUGCGCCUCGCCGGAUCCCCUCACCGCCUGGCCGGCGCUGGUGAGGAUCUUCUUCCAGUUGGCGGGCGGCACACUCACCGGCAUGUGGGUGUGGUCCCGCAAGACCUGCGAGAGCUAUCGCAGCCGUCUGGUGGCCGGCGGUACGCCCACCUCCUCUCUGAUGGCCCAGAGCAAGUCGGGGGCGAACGGCAAUGGGGUCCAUGCCGGUGCCAAUGCCAUGGGAGGCGGCGGAUCCGCUCUGCCUAAAAAGCAUCUCUACACCAGCGGCAAAUCGAUGCUGGCCAGCGGAGGCAUUGGAGGCAUUGCAGGUUUCGUGGGAGGAGGGGGCGGAAGCGGCACCGCUCCGCUCUAUGCCGGCAUUAGCUUCCACAAUGUCCCCGUCUAUAAUCCCAACCAGUCGCGUGUCUAAAAAGGGAUCCGAUGGCUCAAAGCCUGAUCAAUGAUCUGGAUACAUACUCGUAUGCAUCGCCCAUUAAACAAAAACAAAUUAAUAAAUUAUCAAUUGAAAUGUGUUAAUCGAUUUUAAGUCCCCAUUUUGAAUAGUUUUUAAGUAUCACCUAAGUCCUGUGUAAAUAGAGG
Messenger RNA from Drosophila pseudoobscura, 2693 nucleotides. It is a transcript of the gene fz3, whose product is annotated as frizzled 3. The coding region runs from base 559 to 2523 and encodes 654 amino acids. The transcript is spliced from 2 exons. Gene Ontology annotation, molecular function: Wnt-protein binding; Wnt receptor activity. The record is from RefSeq and is a predicted model, not a curated record. Lineage: Eukaryota; Metazoa; Arthropoda; Insecta; Diptera; Drosophilidae. Gene Ontology annotation, biological process: canonical Wnt signaling pathway; non-canonical Wnt signaling pathway. Gene Ontology annotation, cellular component: plasma membrane.